AUGGAAAAUAAUAUUAUUUCGAGGAAAUUGGAUUUUGACACUCUGGUGGUGAAAUACCCGCAAUUGGGCCCGUAUUUCAAGGGGACAAAGUACGAUUUCCGCAACAAUGACGCGGUGAUUGCGAUCACCGAGGUUUUGUUGAGAGAAUGGGGUUUGAAGGUACACAUACACAGCGACAGAUUAUGUCCACGAUUAUUCAAUCGUCUCGACUACCUCGAAUUCAUGCGCAGAUUGCUGGGUUCCUGGACAAACCAUGUGGGGCUCGACGUUGGGACCGGCCAUCUGGCGAUCUAUGCGCUGCUGGGAGCCAAACUGUUCGAUCUGCAGUUUGUAGGCACAGAUAUCGACGAGGAGUCGUUGGAGCUGGCUCGGGCCAUUGUUGAGCAGAAUCACUUGCAGGAGAAAAUCCAGCUGGUGCUAACUAGACCGCAGGAGCCGCUGUUCAGCCGUUUCGUUGAGUUGCUGGGCUCUCGAAACGGGUUCGUCGUGUGCAACCCGCCUUUUUAUUCUUCUUUUGACGAGAUGGAAAGAAGAGCAGAAAUAAAGUCCGGCCCCCGAUUCCCCACAGCCGCAGCUAACGAGCUCGUUGUCGAGGGUGGGGAGGUAGCAUUUGUGCAUCGGAUGAUUAUGGAGAGCGAGGCCGUGAAAAGUUCUUCUAUUCGCUGGUUUUCCAGUCUCAUUGGAAAAUAUGACUCGCUCAAGCCCCUGAUCUCGCUUCUGCGCGCCCGCAAAAUCGACAAUUAUGGCGUGCAUGAGUUCCGCAGCAGCCAGGCAUUGGCGGGAACACGACGAUGGAUUCUGUUCUGGUCUUUCCAGCCAGAGCGGCCUGAUGCAGACCUGUUCAACAGUGUCGUGCAUCAGAAAACGCGUCGCGAGCUCCAGUGCACUCCCGAGAAGCUGCUCGAGCGGAUCGAUGGGCUGGAAAAUGUGGAGCAGACCAGAGAAUCCGGCUCAGUCGUUUUAGAGCUGCCGGGCGAUGUGUGGUCGCGAGCGUACCGGCGUCAAAAACGAUUCCUGCCAGAUCGGGCUCAGGUAGUGUUGCUGCUCGAAAACCCAAUCAAGCUCAUCUGGAAGAGCGGUCAUAACUACCAGCUUUUCGAAAGCUUCUAUAACUGGUGUAAGAAAAUAGAGCAGUCCUAG
Ogataea parapolymorpha DL-1 is the source of this 1140-nucleotide messenger RNA. RefSeq lists its product as uncharacterized. Gene Ontology annotation, biological process: rRNA base methylation. The record is from RefSeq and is a predicted model, not a curated record. Gene Ontology annotation, molecular function: 23S rRNA (adenine(1618)-N(6))-methyltransferase activity; nucleic acid binding. The transcript has a single exon. Lineage: Eukaryota; Fungi; Ascomycota; Pichiomycetes; Pichiales; Pichiaceae. The coding region runs from base 1 to 1140 and encodes 379 amino acids. Gene Ontology annotation, cellular component: nucleus.